Darwinula stevensoni is the source of this 2695-nucleotide messenger RNA. The record is from the annotation of a GenBank genome assembly. NCBI's taxonomy places the organism in Eukaryota, Metazoa, Arthropoda, Ostracoda, Podocopida, Darwinulidae.
AGAGGAGUGCAAUCUGUAUUUUGGCUAGAGGACUCUUGGAAUGGAAGAUACAAGGCCCCUGAAUGGCCACAAUGAUAAUGUGGAUUGAAAAGAGCAGACUCAGAGAAGCUAUGGCAGGUCUUUCAGAAGUAUGCCAGCAUAGACAAGGCUGGCGAGAAGUUUAUGUCAGGGGAAGACUUCGUUCAAAAAUAUCUUGGCCUUUACCAGGAGGCUAACUACAAUUCCGAAGCUGUGAAACUCCUGGCAGGCAUUGUUGACACAAGCAAAGAUGGGGUAAUAUCAUUCCCAGAAUUUCAAGCCUUUGAAGCUCUCCUGUGUGCACCAGAUGCCCUCUAUAAAACAGCAUUUCAGCUGUUUGACACCAAUGGAAAUGGAAUGGUUUCAUUCGAUGAAUUUUCUGAGGUCAUCCAGCAGACAUCUCUCUAUCAACGCCUGCCAUUUGACUUGGACUCAGAUCUGAUGAAGCUGUACUUUGGGAAGGACAAGAAGAGAAUCAUCAGUUUCCCUGAGUUCAGUCAGCUUCUUCAUGACUUCCACGAGGAGCAUGCCCUCCAGGCAUUUCGUCGGUUUGACAAGCGCGGUCAAGGUUUCAUCUCGGCCCUCGACUUCAACGACAUCAUGGUCAGCAUCAAGAGUCAUCUGCUAACCCCAGUCGUCCGGAUGAAUUUGGUUGCAGCUGCCGGAGGAGGUCUAGGUGGACGUCCUGUCUCCUUCCCCUACUUUGUGGCUUUCAUCUCCCUCCUUCAAAACAUGGAGCUCAUCAAGAAAAUCUAUCUGAAUGCCACAGUUGGUGACCGAUUGGCCGAAGUCACGAAAGAGGAAUUCCUCCGUUCGGCACAAAUGAUGUCGCAGAUCACCCCCUUGGAGGUUGACAUCCUCUAUGUCCUCGUUCAAUUGAUUCGGCAGACCAGUCGUGUGAUUUAUGAGGACCUGGACAUGAUGACACCUGAGCUGGCUAUGAAAUCCGUACACAUGAGAAUGACUGCAGUCAAAGCUGUCUCUAGCCCUGAUGAGAGGGGAAUAAUGAUCGAGAUCCUAGAGAGUGCAUAUCGUUUCACGCUGGGUUCUUUUGCUGGAGCUGUGGGAGCUACAGCUGUCUACCCAAUUGAUCUGGUGAAGACCCGGUUGCAGAACCAGCGUUCCACAUCCUUUAUUGGUGAGCUGAUGUACAAGAACUCAUGGGACUGUUGUCAGAAGGUCCUACGACACGAGGGUUUCUUUGGACUGUACCGUGGUCUUCUGCCACAGAUUGUCGGUGUGGCACCUGAGAAAGCCAUCAAGCUUACGGUGAAUGAUCUUGUGCGAGACAAGUUUACGGAUGCCAGUGGGAAGAUCCCUUUAUAUGGAGAGAUCAUUGCUGGAGGCUGUGCAGGAGGUUCCCAGGUGAUCUUCACAAAUCCCCUGGAGAUUGUAAAGAUUCGACUGCAAGUUGCAGGAGAGAUAGCAAGCACGGCCAAGACCAGGGCCUGGACUGUCAUCCAGGACCUUGGUUUCUUUGGUCUUUAUAAGGGUUCAAGGGCCUGUUUCCUACGAGACAUCCCGUUCUCGGCCAUCUAUUUCCCAGUGUAUGCACACACCAAGCGGUUGAUGGCUGAUGAAUCUGGCUACAACAGCCCUAUUACAUUGCUCAUUGCUGGUGCUAUUGGUGGAGUUCCAGCUGCUUCUCUUGUGACUCCAGCUGAUGUCAUCAAGACAAGACUUCAAGUUGCUGCUAGAAAAGGACAAACAACAUACUCUGGUAUCAUUGAUGCUGCCAAGAAGAUCUAUGUGGAAGAGGGAUUCCGUGCCUUCUGGAAGGGCACUGCAGCUCGUGUGUUCAGGUCAUCACCCCAGUUUGGUGUGACUCUACUGACAUAUGAGGUCCUUCAGAGGUUAUUUUAUGUUGACUUUGGUGGAAGACGACCGACUGGUUCUGAAGGAAAGGUGUUUGUACCUGAGGCACCAGAAAUGGUUUCUGGGAACCCAGAUCACAUCGGUGGCCUCCGUCUUGCUCUUCCAAUCAUCACGGGUAUCGAGUCUAAGUUUGGGCUCGUACUACCAAAGUACCGCAUGACAAUAGAAUGACAAUAGUCCUCUCUUGGUUAGUCAUGAUGGCAUAAGUCAGUGCAAUAGGUAAACCCUUAACACACCCAUGACACAUUGGUGGGUUCUGUCUCUUGAAUCUCUGGGCUUUGGGCCACACUUGUAGAUUCUCCUUCCUAAGAUCUGCAGUUGACAAAGAAUAGAUCUCGCCUUCCUAGAACUAGAGAUCAUCUGGAUUGUUUUUCAUAUUUAUUAUUGAAAAAUCUUGCAAGAUCUCUAAGGCAUAGCAUUCAGUGAGUCUCUAUGGAGAAUGAAAAUUCUUAAUUAGUGGAGGGAUGGAGAAGCACAGUCUAUUAAAAUGACCCGGUGCUUUGCUAGUGCAAGAUUCAACUUUUUGAUCCCUUGUGGAGUAGUGUACUGUUGAAAAAAUGUUUGUUACCAAAAGCUUUGAUCCAGCCAAGUAUCUGGUGGUGCAGUGACAACAUAUCACUAUUGUGCUCAUGGUCUGUGCUUCUAAGAAUCCAUCCACCUGUUAAUUACUUUUCCACAUGUUUCUUAAGCCCAUCCUUAACCUUGUUGCCUGCACACAAGGUUCCCUUGUACAAGUAUUUUCAUCCCUGGUGGAUUUGUAUAGCAUGUUGAAGGAAGUUAUAAAGGUAUUUAAUGAAAGUUU